Molecule: messenger RNA, 2013 nt
Organism: Drosophila novamexicana
Lineage: Eukaryota; Metazoa; Arthropoda; Insecta; Diptera; Drosophilidae
Product: CD63 antigen
Exons: 4
Coding region: 122-829 (235 amino acids)
Cellular component (GO): membrane
Source: RefSeq, a predicted model, not a curated record
CUAAGCCAACGGCUAACGAAAAAUCAAGCAUUUUCAAAAAGUAGACAACUAGAAAAUUGUGAUUAGUUAAUUGCUAGCCAAAUAUCUACACGGUAACCGGUGUAAAAGGUUCUGACCAAAAAUGGCAUCCGGCGGUUUGACAUGCGUCAAAUAUAUCACUUUUUUCUGCAAUCUGCUUUUCGCGCUUACGGGUCUACUGAUCCUAACGGUGGGCACAAUAGUGCAGCUGAAUUAUGCACAUUACUCAAAUUUUGUCAGUGAUCACAUCUGGACAGCGCCCAUUAUACUCAUGGUUGUCGGCGCCGCAGUCGCAUUUAUCUGUUUCCUGGGCUGCUGUGGCGCUCUGAAGGAGAACAGCUGCAUGAUACUGAGCUUUGCUAUACUGGCCGUUGUAAUAUUCCUGUUGGAGAUUGGUCUUGGCAUUGCGGGCUAUGUCAAGCACUCGGGCUUGCAGCAGCUGAUGGAAACCCAGUUCAAUACGACCAUGAAGCAUUAUAGGGAACGUGAUGAUUAUCGUGAUGCCUGGACUCUGUUGCAAACCGAACUGGAUUGCUGUGGCACCCAUGGACCCAACGAUUGGGAUGGCAUUUUUGCCAACAAGACUCUGCCUCCGGCCUGCUGCAAACUGAUCAAUCUAAGCGAGGCCAAAGAUUGCACCACAAUGCACGCCAUACAGCAGGGCUGUUUGCAAAAGCUGUUGGGCAUACUCGAUUCCAAGACUUUGAUAUUGGCCAGCGUAGUGCUCUCCGUGGCAGGCAUACAGCUGCUCACCAUACUCUUUGCCUGCUGCUUGUAUCGUUCGUUUCGCCGCAGCUACGAUCAUGUUUAGGCUGCGCAGCGAGCAUCCCAUUUAUCGAUUUUAAAAGACAGCCCUUAGCCUAGUUUGUAGUUUGGUCACAUGCAUGCGAUAUAACUCGUUGCCGUCUCUCAAGAAGCUCGUUGAUAAGCAGAAGAAGAACAACAUAUAAUACACAAAAAUACUCAAAACACAAUCACCAUUCAUACCUUUUAUUUAUGUCAAUCGAUAAACACUCACUGUUAACCCAACAUUUCCACUUUAAGUUGAAAACUUGUUAAUGUUAUUCCCGGCUCAGUUGUACUGAGCUCUUAAGAUAAGCUAUAUAUCUCAAUGGUUUUUACUAUUUAAAAACUUAUUAAUUGAUUUGUAACCUUUAUAAUUUUGCAAAAUCAUGAUAUUAUUUGUAUUUCGAUUUUAUACUCAUUCCCAUUUGCCAAUGCAUUGCGCCACCACACAUGCUCAUAUACAGAUCAAAACAUUGUAAUAUCAUAAAUAUAUAGGUAUACUCAAUACUAUAUACCGACUGGUUCGAAAUUCAUGCAUCAUUUCAUUGUUUUACAAAGUGUCCUUGGAACAAUAUUUUAUAUAUGUAGUAAUUUUAUGGCUUUUCGAAUUUUUAAAUGUAUAUGCGUGGGUCUCAGAGUGUGUGUGCGUGUGUGGCUCCCCAAAAUAAGAACCCACCAUUUGCUAAUUGUUUUUAUAUACCCAUAUUAUUAGAACCAAUUUAUUAUAUACAUAUAUUUACAGAACACUGCAUUUUACACACAAACGUAAAAAUAUUAGCAACACACAUGCAUACCAAUAUAUAUAUAUAUAUAUGUAUAUUUAUGUAUACAAUGAAUAUCUAUGUGACUUGAAAUUGUAUUGUAAACAAAAAGAAGAGACAACAUAUUUGGGAGAAUUUUACAUAUCUUGGUCAACUCCUGGAACACAAAACUGUUUGAAUAUCGAAUUUACAGUUGAAAAUCGAACUAAUUAAAUGAUUAUAAUUAAGAAGCGUGCAUAUAGAACGCGAUUCUCAAAACGACCACACAUGAAUAUUACAAUUCAAUGUUAGAUUAUCUGAAAUGCAAUAACCCAUAUAAGUAAUUGUCUAAUAUUGCAAAGCUCAGCACGAUUUAUUAAUAUUAAUAUGCAUUUGCGAGUAUGUAUUUUAUAAAUGAUGUGAGCUGAAAAAAUUGUGCAGCACUGAAAAACUUAAGAAUCAAUAAAUG